This is a messenger RNA of Cryptosporidium muris RN66, 1317 nucleotides long. RefSeq names its product queuine tRNA-ribosyltransferase family protein. The transcript has a single exon. Gene Ontology annotation, molecular function: tRNA-guanosine(34) queuine transglycosylase activity. The record is from RefSeq and is a predicted model, not a curated record. NCBI's taxonomy places the organism in Eukaryota, Apicomplexa, Conoidasida, Eucoccidiorida, Cryptosporidiidae. The coding region runs from base 1 to 1317 and encodes 438 amino acids. Gene Ontology annotation, cellular component: cytosol.
AUGAGCCAACAGACAAAUAAGUUUUCAUCUGGAAGUGAGCAUAUUAAUUCUAUUGACCAAAGUAUCUUGCCUUGCCCUCAAUUUAUACGAGGUAAAAGUCUUACAUUUGAUAUCCAAUAUUCAUGUAAUAGAGCUCGAAGCUGUAUUUUGAAGUUACCUCAUGGUAAAAUUUACACACCUAUUUUUAUGCCAGUUGCAACACAUGGAGCUAUUAAAGGUUUAUCAACCGCUCAAGUUGAAGAACUAAAUGUUCCAAUAAUACUGGGAAAUGCAUAUCACUUGAGUAGUAGACCUGGAGUAAAGGUUAUUAAGGAUUUUGGUGGUCUACACAAAUUUAUGAAUUGGAAUAGAAACUUAUUAACUGAUAGUGGAGGUUUUCAGAUGGUUUCAUUACUCAAGUUCGCUAAUAUUACUGAAGAAGGUGUUACCUUUAAGCAUCCAUACACAAAUGCUACAAUGAUAUUCACACCAGAAAAAUCUAUAGAAUAUCAGAAUUCUAUCGGAGCGGAUAUUAUUAUGCAGCUUGAUGAUGUUGUUAGUGCCCAAUGCACUAAUUAUGAACGUAUCAAAGAGGCAGUUGGUAGAACAACCAGAUGGCUUGAUCGUUGUAUAAAAGCUCACAAAAGACCAUAUGAGCAGAAUUUAUUUGGUAUAGUUCAAGGUGGGGUAUAUAAAGAGCUACGUGAACAAUCUUUAAAAGAUCUUAUUGCUAGAGACCUUCCUGGAUAUGCAAUUGGUGGCCUUUCUGGAGGUGAAACCAAAGAUGACUUUUGGCCUAUUAUAGAACUAUGCACUCAUCCUGUGUAUGGAUUGCCAUACUCAAAGCCCAGAUAUGUUAUGGGUGUUGGAUAUACAGUUGAUAUCCUAAUAUGUGUUGCUUUGGGUGCUGAUAUGUUUGAUUGUGUUUAUCCAUGUAGAACAGCAAGGUUCGGAACAGCCAUGGUAAAAAGAGGUCUUAUUAAACUAAAACUUUCUAAAUACAGCAAAGAUUUAGAACCAAUUGAUAAAUGUUGCGAAUGCUAUUGCUGCAAGCAUUAUACUAGAGCUGCUUUACAUAGUAUAGUUUCAAAAGAGUCAUUAUCAAGUCAGCUUAUAACUAUUCACAACAUUACAUUUAUGAUGAAAUUUUGCUCUGAAAUGAGGGAAUCUAUAAAAGAUCAGACUUUUCCAGAAUAUUGUCAACAGUUCUUGUUAGAGUAUUAUAGUGCUACAAAUUUAGAUCAUUUACCCAUAAACUAUGAGCAACCAAAAAUCCCAUCUUGGAUUAUAGAUGCCAUGGAAAAAGCUCAAAUUCAUAUUGAGCAGUUUAAAACUUAA